Messenger RNA from Empidonax traillii (willow flycatcher), 1984 nucleotides. RefSeq names its product F-box protein 42 (gene FBXO42). The transcript has 8 exons. The annotation marks the transcript as partial. The record is from RefSeq and is a predicted model, not a curated record. Lineage: Eukaryota; Metazoa; Chordata; Aves; Passeriformes; Tyrannidae. Gene Ontology annotation, molecular function: protein binding.
GUGUGGCCCACCAGUGUUACCACGGAUUUAUCAAGGCAGUGCAAGAAGGGAAUAUCCAGUGGGAGAGUCGCACUUAUCCCUAUCCUGGCACCCCCAUCACCCAGCGCUUCUCACACAGUGCGUGUUACUAUGACCCCAACCAGUCCAUGUACGUGUUCGGGGGCUGCACCCAGAGCAGCUGCAAUGCUGCCUUCAACGACCUGUGGAGACUCGACCUCAACAGCAAGGAGUGGAUCCGGCCCCUGGCGUCAGGUUCCUACCCCUCCCCCAAGGCUGGGGCCACCCUGGUGGUCUACAAGGACCUGCUGGUGCUUUUUGGGGGGUGGACACGGCCCAGCCCUUAUCCCCUGCACCAGCCCGAGAGGUUCUUCGAUGAGAUCCACACGUACUCACCCUCCAAAAACUGGUGGAAUUGCAUCAUGACCACCCACGGCCCCCCUCCCAUGGCAGGACACUCCUCCUGCGUCAUCGAAGACAAGAUGAUUGUGUUUGGGGGAUCUCUUGGAUCUCGGCAGAUGAGCAACGACGUCUGGGUGCUGGAUCUGGAGCAGUGGGCCUGGUCCAAGCCCAACAUCUCCGGGCCCAGCCCUCACCCACGUGGGGGCCAGUCUCAGAUCGUCAUCGACAACGAAACCAUCCUCAUCCUGGGGGGCUGCGGUGGCCCCAACGCUCUCUUCAAGGACGCCUGGUUGCUGCACAUGCAGGCCAACCCCUGGACGUGGCAGCCGCUCAAGGUGGAGAACGAGGACCACGGAGCGCCAGAGCUGUGGUGCCAUCCUGCCUGCAGGGUGGGGCAGUGUGUGGUGGUGUUCAGCCAAGCCCCCAGCGGGCGGGCCCCGCUCAGCCCCAGCCUCAACUCACGCCCGUCGCCCAUCAGCGCCACGCCGCCCGCGCUGGUGCCGGAGCCGCGGGAGUACCGCUCGCAGUCCCCGGUGAGGAGCACGGACGAGGCUCCCUGCGUGAACGGCCGCUGGGGCACCCUGCGCCCGCGGGCACAGCGGCACACGCCGGCGGGGUCGCGGGAGGGCAGCCUGUCCCCGGCCAGGGGGGACAGCUCCCCCGUGCUCAACGGGGACAGCGCGUCCCCCGGCGCCUCCCUGGACAGCCCGGUGCAGGCGCUGUCCCCCGGCACCCCCUCGGCCGCCGAGAGCCUCGAGCUGCGCGUGGGGCCGGCGCCGGGGCCGCGCCGGGGGUCGCUGCCGGAGCACAAGGAGCUGCGGCUGGGCGCGGAGCUGGGCUGGGAGCAGAGGCCCGCGGCGCUGCUGUGCCAGCUGGACGGCGCGGAGGGCAGGACGGGCGUGCGCAACCCCCCCGAGCACACCAACGGCCUGCACACCCCCCCGCACGUGCCCGGCUCCCUGCCCGUGUCCCCCGGCGCGCUGCGACGCAGCCUCGAGGCCGUCAAGGCCUUGGCCUCCAAAGCCGCCUCGGCCUCCUCGGCGCUGAGUCCCCCCCCGGCGUCGUCCCCCGGCUCCCCCGGCGCAGAGCCGGGCGCGGCCGCGCGGGCGGGCGCGGCCCAGGGAGACGGGCACUCCCUGCCGCCCAUCGCCCGGCGCCUCGGCCACCACCCGCCCCAGUCCCUGAACGUGGGCAAGCCCCUGUACCAGAGCAUGAACUGCAAGCCCAUGCAGAUGUACGUGCUGGACAUUAAGGACACCAAGGAGCAGGGCAGGGUCAAGUGGAAAGUGUUCAACAGCAGCUCCGUGGUGGGACCCCCCGAGACCAGCUUACACACGGUGGUGCAGGGCAGGGGGGAGCUCAUCAUCUUCGGCGGCCUCAUGGACAGGAAACAGAACGUCAAAUACUACCCCAAAACAAAUGCCUUGUACUUUGUGCGAGCGAAGAGAUAAUGCGGCCCCAGCCCGCCGCCAUCCCCGUCCUGCCCCUUCCCGCGGCUCCUCCCGCUCCUUCCCGGCCCUCAGCCCGUCACACAGCGACCAAACUGUGAAUUAGGGAGCAGGAAACCAAUAAAAGUGCAAGCAAA